AUGGUGGUUGGUGUGGUCUGUGUCGCCACCACCGUUGCUUGUUCCCCUAAUUACUUCAUGUAUAGUACACAGGCCCAAGAAAAUAGGACAGGUUACUGGAUUGAUAACAACGACUUCAUAUCAGCGGAAUUCAAAAAUUUUAACUUCUGGCUAUUCGGACUUGUCGCUAAGAUAAUACCCUGUUUAUUGCUGACGUCACUGAGUAGUCUACUGAUACAUCGCAUGCGAUUGGUCAAUCUAAGGAGACGUAGCCUGGUCAGUGUGCCGCAAACAUCGCAGACACCGCAGCUGCAACAAGAUAUACCGCAAGAUAUACCACAAAAAAUAGCACAGAUACCGCAACAGUUAACGCAACAGGUACCGCAACAGGUACUGCAACCGGUACUGCAACAGGAAAUACCACAGAUACCGCAACAGGUACCGCAACAGAUACCGCAACAGAUACCCAAUGAUAUAUUCCAAGAGAUAUCACAGAUACCUAUCUCCUCAAAUAGUAUUAUACCAAAUGUUAGUAGCGUCAACACGACAAUCGCUACUCUUGCAACCACUAGUGCACACACAAGCGCUACAACUUUUAAUCUUAAUAUUAUGAUUGAUAGUGACACUCUUUGUCCUAGCGAUACUUUCUCUUCAAAAAGAAGUAACGAUGGCAAUGUGGCUGGCUCAAGUGAGGCUGGAGCACAGAGCAACAGCCAUACAGAUGACUCACUAAGCUUCUUAGUUGUAUCGGCUAAUACUAGUUCAUCUACAACUACAGCAAUGACUACCACAAAUGUUACUGCCACACAAACUACAGCCACCACAGCAGUUACUUCUCCAGCCACUACUACCAGUUGUUCCGAUGUUAUCAGCUCUGAUGCAAAUCUUCACUGUGGGAGGUUGCGUGAUAGCGUGUAUCGAAAUUAUAAAAGUAUCAACAACGGCGACAGCAAUCCCAACAGCAACAACAACAACAACCAUGACAACAACAACAACCAUGACAACAACAACAACCAUGACAACAACAACAACCAUGACAACAACAACAACCAUAACAACAACAACAACCAUGAUAACAACAACUACGACAACCAUGACAACAACAAACAAACAAAAAAAUGCAGCAGCAACAACGACAACAAAAAUAACUCUAAUAAUCGAAACAGCGAAACCGCACCCAAGACGUUAAUCGUCUCAAUUAGCAACAAACUCUCGCGCGGAACUACCCACAGAAGUACUUACAUUUCAAAAAUAACCAGUUCAAAAAACUCUUUUAAAACGACGAACAAUGCCGAGUUUAACAACAACGCUAAAAACAAAACUUCAAAAGAUGCACUCAGCACGAAACGCUUCCUAAGAAGCGGCAGGAAGACGUGGAGAGCGACAAAGAUUCAUCUGAAGUCGACGCAGAACGUGUACGUGAGCGAACGUAACAGGGAGCACCAACGAACCACCAUCAUGCUUCUGUCUGUCCUCUUCUCCACCGUGCUCACUGAGUUACCUCAAGGUGAUGAAGAUGAGGAUGGCUUGUUAGCUCUUUGGUCAGGGUUUGACCAGAGGAUAUUUGACGAGUGUUACGUGCCACUGGGAGACAUCUGGGACCUCCUGGUCCUCAUCAACAGCGCCGUCAACUUUCUACUCUACUGCCUUAUGGGUAGACAGUUCAGGAAGACUUUCUUGGAAACAUACACGUACAAGCGGGGUUGCAUGAACGCUGCUUAUGAGCGAAGCCUUUUAUGGACUACGUCCGUCUUUUAUGAAAUUAAAUAA
Messenger RNA from Helobdella robusta, 1749 nucleotides. RefSeq lists its product as hypothetical. The coding region runs from base 1 to 1749 and encodes 582 amino acids. The record is from RefSeq and is a predicted model, not a curated record. The transcript is spliced from 5 exons. NCBI's taxonomy places the organism in Eukaryota, Metazoa, Annelida, Clitellata, Rhynchobdellida, Glossiphoniidae.